AGCGCGGGGGGCCCGCUGGAUGGACUGGCGAAAACCGCCCUAACGGGAAGGCGCGGCGGCCUGGCGCAGCCCUCGCUGCUGCGCUGCACCAGACAGCGAAGGAGAUGGCGGAGGAGCGCAGCGGAGACCGCUAUACAGCGCGGAGCGGCGUCGCCGCGGAGGUGCGACGUUUGGAGCAACAGAUGGAGAUGGAGCGACGGCAAGUGGAGCGACGCAUCGAGCGUUUGGAGCGGCGGAUUGAGGAGGUGGCGAGUGCGAAUGCUUCCAGUGGACGCUGGGCCGAGCUGCAGGGUCACGUGGAUGGUCUGGCCGAGUCCUUGCAGAACCUCAUCCGGUGCGGAGCGGAGUCGAGGGGGCGUGCAGUGGACUUAGUGGACCAGGCUUCGGCUGCAGAGGAGGGGAUCAAGGACUUUCCAGGCUUCAAAGACUUGCAGCUGCAGGCAGACACCUGUUCGGCGCAGCUGGCCGAUCUGGACAGCAAGGUGUUGCAGAUGUCCGGCAGGCUGGUGCAGGUCGAGUAUCGUUUGGAGGGCCGAGACCUCGCAGCUCCGGACCGAGGGGUCCCUGUGCCAGGCGUCCAGGCGGAUGAGGCCGGGCAGGUGGACUUUCUGCGUGAGUCUGAAGACUUCAAGGACGAGGACAUGUCCAUACUGGAAGACCAGGUCUCUGACAUGGGACGUCGCUUUGAGCAGAUGCAGCGACACUUGGAGGAGCUGGUCACCGAUCAAUCGAUGCAGAACCUGGGCGAGCGCACCCAGCGUCUGUAUAGCAAGGCUUCUGCAGAGUGGUCAGAGAUGACCUUGGGUAAGGAGCUCAGCGCAGUGAGUGAAGAUUUGACCCGGCUAUGGAUUCGGGUAGAGGAGCAUGAGCAAAGUCUCAUGCCUUUGGCGGAGGCGUUCCGCCACCAGGAACAGCGACGCAAGGCCUCCACGCCCACGAGAGUGACGCAGCCCAAAGCAGGGCUUUGACUUUGACCUGGAGACCGGUACCUGGAGGCAGCGAGCUGAAGAGG
Durusdinium trenchii is the source of this 1012-nucleotide messenger RNA. Lineage: Eukaryota; Dinophyceae; Suessiales; Symbiodiniaceae. The record is from the annotation of a GenBank genome assembly.